Messenger RNA from Cheilinus undulatus (humphead wrasse), 1647 nucleotides. RefSeq names its product protein max-like. The coding region runs from base 119 to 586 and encodes 155 amino acids. Gene Ontology annotation, cellular component: RNA polymerase II transcription regulator complex. Gene Ontology annotation, biological process: positive regulation of transcription by RNA polymerase II. Lineage: Eukaryota; Metazoa; Chordata; Actinopteri; Labriformes; Labridae. The record is from RefSeq and is a predicted model, not a curated record. The transcript has 4 exons. Gene Ontology annotation, molecular function: protein dimerization activity; DNA-binding transcription factor activity.
GGUCGUCAUGUAUCUUCUCUAGCAAAGCGCCGUGCUACAUUUUUAUUUGCCCCCAGUUGUCGCUGCACUUUGUUUUGACAGCUGCUUGUUUUCUUUUCUCAGACCCUUUUACCGAAGAAUGAGCGAAAACGAUGACAUCGAAGUCGACAGCGAUGCAGACAAGCGAGCACAUCACAACGCGCUGGAGCGCAAACGCAGGGACCACAUUAAAGACAGCUUUCACGGUUUACGAGAUUCUGUGCCUGCAUUACAAGGGGAGAAGACUUCUGUCAAACAGGCUUCACGAGCACAGAUUCUAGACAAAGCCACCGAGUACAUCCAGUACAUGAGGAGGAAAAACCACACCCACCAGCAAGACAUCGAUGACCUAAAGAAGCAGAAUGCACUGUUGGAGCAGCAGGUCCGUGCACUGGAGAAGGCCAAGGGGAACACUCAGCUCCAGACAAACUACUCUUCUGACAGCAGCUUGUACACAAACCGCAAAGGGAGCGCCGUGUCCGCCUUCGACGGCGGCUCAGACUCCAGCUCCGAAUCAGAACCGGAUAAGCCGCCGAACAGAAAGAAGUUGCGCGUGGAAUCCAGCUAGACAUGGACUGCGCCCAGCAAUCCAAAAAGACUCUUUAUAGCCCCACAAGCCCCACUGAUUCCUCCUACCUGUCCGCACUCAGUUCCGCCUUCUUACGUCAGUCCAGGAGGCGAGGUGGAGACUGUGUGAGAAAGGUGCUCUUAUGUAUAAAAACGCUUCUACCUUCCUUAUUUCCCUCCUGGCAAGCAUCCCGUCACUCCCAGCGAAGACUUUAAAGACCCCACAGUGAGGCAGCUCUGCAGUUUUGAAGGACUUCAAGCUUUUCAAACCUCAUGAUAACCUUUCAUAAUCAGAAGUGGAGGUGACGUGUGAUGAGGCUUUAGUAAAGCUACAUAAAUACAAACUUUUUCCUUUGUUGGAGUUGUGAGACUUUUACCACCUUUGACAAAUUAGGGAUAGUUUACCUUUAUAAUAUUCGUACUUUUCCAGAAAAGAAUGUGAAGUUGCUUUUGAAAAAAAUGUCUGUAAUGCAACAUGAAACCCUCCUUAUUCAGUGUAGGUGGCUCAAGUUGUUUGUGUAAUCAAAUGAAUCCUGUUAAUAGUGAUGCACCAGAAUUGGUUUCUAUCCUUUAUGUCUGAUCUCUUCUCCAUUUUGCCUGAGAUUUUCCUGAGAACACAGGAGGACAAAGAAGUCAACCUGCUGUUUUCACACUCAGCUGUUUAUUUUUCUCUAUUUUUAUCAUCACCACAUAAAAUGGUGUUAAAAAAAAACCCUAUUGGAUGCUGAAUGUUACACGAUGCAGUUAAAGGGCAGCGACCUUUUGUUUUUUUGUUAAUUGAAGUCCUUUCAGUGUGUAGUGUAUAACACUGUAUACUCUUAAAUGGUGUCAGCUCUGCAAAGAAAAGCCUUCCCUUGAAAUAUUUGCCUGUGCUGGGAAUGUUUAUCUUUCUUUUGUUUUUCCUUUUUGCAGAGGUAAAGUUAGUGUGUACGUAAUCAACAUUUGUUUGUUCCAUUCCGUGGAAAUUACAGGUAUGUUGUACAUACUGCCAAUGGUUGUCUUGCAAGUUGAGGCAUACCUUUAUUAUGAAACUAUAAAUAAAACUAUUUUAUCCUUUUGGGA